AUGAGCAAACAAGUCGAGCUCGCCCUCGUCUCGUUGAUGCCGACAUAUGGCUCCGACCUGCCCGCCAGCCUCGUCGAGUCCGCCAGCUCCUUGCUCGCCCAAUCCCGACAUCUAGCCAGCACGCUCAAGGCAGAAGAGGAAAUCGCCCGUCUCUAUGCCUGUGCACACAUUGCCUGCACUAGGCUCAAGGUUGCGUUGGACCUCCCGACGAUAGAACCGCGGCCACCAAUUCCUCCGCGAGCGUAUAAGCGCUUGUAUACGCAUCUGGAAAAUGUCCUCCCCAACACAUAUGCCAGCGGACGAAGAACACGCAACGCCGGCUCCGCGCCGUCCUCGCAAACUCGCCCUCUUCCUUCAAGGCCCGAGCCCAGCAAAGAGAGCAGCCUCGCGCAGUUCCGGAAACAGACGGGCCCAAAUGCCAAAACACCAAUCAAAUCAGGCAGGCAGGGACACGCGAGCGUCAAGGAAUCAGACAUAUACCCAUGGGUUCAGCCCGUCAUCCGGCAUUUGUGUGCUGGGUCUGGGCACAAGAAACUGGCACCGUCAAUGCUGGCAGGCAUGGAGUCCAUCUUCAUUUCUGGGGGACGGAAAACAAAAGACGCAUGGUCAUGGAAGAACGCCACUGCGUUAUGUGCAGCCAUCAUAUUCUUUGUUGCCAUGCGCGCGAGGGAUAUUGACCCGGAGCAAGCCUUUCAACCUGAAAUCUACGAGCCGACUCGAGCUGAGAUAAUUGACCAGCUAGAUCGAGCUCGCCGAGAGGUCGAGGUCAAGGGUGUAGAGCCAGGUAGCCUCUGGGAAGGCUGGAGUGAUGUGAACAACAACGACUUUGAUGCUGCAGCGUCAAGAAUCCGCGACAAGGGCUGGCUGGAGGCCGACUGGUAUCAUGGCAUUACAGAUGUCAUCAACAUGGGCAUGCAGCUGGAUGGCGAUGUAGCCGAUGGUCUAGAUGAGGAGGACGCGUUGCAAGUUCAGCAGCAGAGAGCGGACACCAUGUUCCAGGAAAAUUACAAUUACUUGAGUGAAGGCCGUAGAGCAGAGUACAAGGCGUGGAAAGAUGCCACCUUGAUGCGGAUCGCAGAACUGUCUGCAUCCUUGGAGGCUGGCGGAAGCAAUGAUACCCAAUGA
Molecule: messenger RNA, 1125 nt
Organism: Trichoderma aggressivum f. europaeum
Lineage: Eukaryota; Fungi; Ascomycota; Sordariomycetes; Hypocreales; Hypocreaceae
Exons: 2
Coding region: 1-1125 (374 amino acids)
Biological process (GO): DNA replication
Cellular component (GO): nuclear origin of replication recognition complex
Molecular function (GO): DNA binding
Source: RefSeq, a predicted model, not a curated record